GUACCAAUAGAAGCAGCAACAACAAUGUAAAGUUGCCCAUUAAUUGAGGUCUACACAUAUAUUUGGGGUGUUUCCUAGAAUUUUAGCUGUACAAUGCUGAGGUGCAACACUCUCGUUAGAAUAUCUGCUGCCGGUUUUACCGUCUAAUCGCGCGGAUGCCGAAGCGGCCAACACGCAGUCGUACCAGGCCCUCUUUCUUACUUUCCGUUUCCUCUGCGUCAGCGGCUGCCAGGCUGUAUUAACAGUCGACGUACAACAACCUGUCGUUAUCUGCGUAUACUGCUGUAGUGACGGCGGCCGUCCCUCCAUAUUCGACGGCCUUCUUCUAUAAAAGCGUCGCAACCCCGCGAGAUUCUUCGUCAUCGCCUUGGCCCACAGCGGACCAUUUGAGUUGGGCACUCCGCCGAACUAACAAACUAUACUUGAGCUCAUCUAGCCUCAUAUCCCGCCGUUGCACUUUCCUUUUUAUUUUGUAGGUUCUUAAGCCUCUACUUUGACCUUCGGAGAACUGCAGUGGUAUCAUUGAUUUGCAUAACAAUGAAGGCCUUCGUGCUCGCCUUAGGAUUGCUCGCUGCAAAGGCGUCCGGCCAGGAGUUUGAUAGGCAACGCGCCUACGGCGGUUCGUAUCGUCAGCAGAACUCCUACGCUAGCGCCGGGUCGGCCGCACCUGUGUCGUUAACUGGCAGCGCGUCAUACGGUGGGGCCGCCUUGGCCACGCCUGUGACGGUGGCUGCUGCUACGCGUCAGCCCAAAGUCCAUGAAAUCCACACUACUUCUGAACGAGAGGUAAUCCGCGUAGAAGAGUAUAAACGUCCUCGCCAGAUUAUUCGUAUACACGAAGCGCCUGCUCCGGCUCCUGAAAUCAUCCGCGUUCAGGCACCACCUGAACCUCAAAAGGUAAUUCGGGUCAUUCAGCGAGCUCGGCCUACCCGCGUGCACUUCACUGAAGCUGAACCUGAGGUGCAGGUUGUUAAUAUCCCUAUCCGCCAGGUCCAUCAGGUGGUCCGUCCGGUAGUUCACAACGUUGCCGUCCCCGCUCCUGUACAUGUAGCCGCUCCUGUCCCAAUUAUCGAGCGUUCUGUUACCGUGGAUGCUGCUUCUCCCGCAGCGGUACAGACGUUUAGCGCGCGCACGGUACCAAUUCUUCAACAAUCGAUAGCAGCCGCGCCCACUGCCCGUGGCGUUCAGGUGUUCUCUGGGUCUCCCACUCCUUCAGCGCCAUCUUACAUCUCCCACUCUAUGGUGCCAGCACAGGUGUCUUAUUCUGCCCCGACUACCUUCUCCUAUAAUGCUGCCCCGGCCAUCGUAUCCGCUCCAGCCAUUUCGUACGGAACCUCAUAUCAAACCUACAACUCUGGUUUCCACAAGAAAAAAUCGUCUGCUAAAAAAUCUGCUUAAUUCGCUAAUGUCUCCGUUCUUGAGCGCAUUGCGUAGUCGGUAUUAAAUUAAAAUCACUGUGAAAAUUUCAAUGCAAAUAACCAAAUAGUAGAAAUCUGAUAGACAUUUUUUUUUCGAAAGAACUUGUUUUGAGAUGGAUUCGCUCUCCCAUUUAUCGCAUCGUCGUCGUUCAUUUCUUAUUUAAGGGUGAAUAUACAUUGGAAAUACAUACAUGUUUCCAAUAUCCCAGUUUGUGCUUUUCACUUAUUCUGGCACAAGGUGCAUAUCUUUAGAAACUAAAUAUUUACGAAUUUUUUUAAUCACAUUAUUAUCUUGGCGCCAUACGGAUCUGCAUAGCGGUGUGUAAAACAACAAACUAAUAUUUCACUAUUUUUUGUGAAUUUACAAUGUCUUCGAUAUUUCCCGUUUUGUCUUAUUUUUUUGUAAUGAUUUCAACUAUAAACACAUAUGACUGUUAGCAAGCAGCGACAGUGUUGAGCGCCGCGCUAGCUUUGCGCUGGGUAGAGGUCUAAGCAGUUCAACUCAACGAUCGACAAAGGCAGACGCCGCAAUCGUCUUCAGAUAACGGCUAAGUACCGAAUAGAUACUGCAAUUCGACGUGUUGAUAUUUAAAAAGAAAUAAAUAUAGAUUAUACGCGCUGUUGGCCUGGAGCCAUAAACAAAAAGGCAGCCAACUCAACGGCCGUUUAUCAUCAUCAACAAUGGCGGUCGUAGUCAUCGUCGUACCAUCAACGAGAUAUCGUCGUUCUUGCCACAAUCAGCCAUUGCCAUGAUAGCCUGUGACACUUCUUUCUCUUUGUCAAGGUCGCCCUUAAGCCGUUUGCCGAUCGAUUUUUAUUUCGACAUCGACCAUCUAUUUUCCUUGCGUAUACGAUUUACACCGCUGUAAACAUUAAAUAAGAACCGAAUCGGCUUCGUUUAUCAGUUGCUUCUUCAUGGUUUCGUUUGUAGUUGAUGAUGACGCUAAUGGCGAUGAUGAUGAUGACGAUGGUGCGUUGCAUUUCUCCUGACGUUGCCUUUGAAAGGAUCGGCGUUAGUUGCGGUGCUUCGCCGUCGGAUCCCAAUUGGCGCACGGUGCCUCCAUCACAAGCACAAACUGUUCGAACAGCACGAACUGACAAAUAGGAAUAUGAAUAUACGAGAGCCCGCCACGAUAACGAAGGUGAGGUAUGAAGUCGUUUUCAAUCGACAACGAAUCAUUGACGGUUUAAAAUCAACUAGGAACCCCAAACAGAGCGAAGUAUAACGGUUAUCGUUUUUCUAGUGGUUAAUGGGCGUCGUGUUGGACAUUUUCUUCAAUGACGACGUCAUAUACAAGGCCAUUACGAAGUAUUAACAAAACUGGGAUAGCUACGCUGAUGUGUAUGGCGUUAUCAUUUACGAAUCUCUAUCGAGAUUUUUUUACAUGUCAGAGAGGAAAAUAGAAAGACAAGCGUAGACAAAAAAGAAAUGAGAGAAAGUUUGAAUGUGAAAUAAAAACGAUAAAGGUAACCCUUACGUUUAACCUGA
Molecule: messenger RNA, 2907 nt
Organism: Varroa destructor (honeybee mite)
Lineage: Eukaryota; Metazoa; Arthropoda; Arachnida; Mesostigmata; Varroidae
Source: RefSeq, a predicted model, not a curated record